AAGUUUCCAGCGCCUCCCGUCUCCGAGGUCUCUGAGCCUCAGCCUCUUUCCUCGCCCUCGCCCCGGACUGCGCGGCCGGUUCCCUUCUGCUGCCAGCUGUGCGCCCCAGCUCGGGCAUGCACAGCGCGCGUCUCGACGCCUUCGUGAGCCACCUCCGCGCAGAAGUGCUGUGCAUGAAGGAGUCGAGCGAGGUGCUGCGAGGCCAGAUGCAGUGCAUGAUGCGGACCCUCCACGAUCUCAAGAGGGCUCAUGACCGAGAGCUGCGACUGGAACCCCAGGAGAUACGGCUACCUUCUGCUCUGCCUUCCUCAAAGUCCUGUAUCAGCCCACGGAUAUCAGCCAUCUCAGAAGCAGAUUCUGCCUGUUGCUUGGAGGGGGCUGUGGAAGAGGAGGUUGCUUUCUCCCCACCCAGCAGUGAGCGAAGUCUGGAGUUCGAUUCGGGCUAUUCAGAAGUAUCUGGAAACAGUUGGCGGGACGAGGAAGGCCCACCUCCCCUGAGAGCCAGUAAGCUUUCCUCGGGGGGCUUCCUGCGCCGUCGGGUACCGGCCAGGAGGCCCCGGCCAAAAUCGGCUUCAGAUGCCUGCCUGGAGCGGUGGCGGGAUGGCGAGCCCUCAGAGGCAGGGGACUGGACUGUGUCCCUCUUGUCCCAGAGUCGUAACCGGCAACCCCUUGUGCUGGGGGACAACUGCUUUGCUGACUUAGUGGAGAACUGGAUGGACUUGCCUGAAGAAAGCAGGGAACGGGGGUGGCUGCAGCGUUGGCUGGCCAAGCCCCACGGCUUCUUGCUUAACCUCUCAGGCAAUGUUCGCCGGAGGCUGGCUGGCAUCUCCCGCACGGAGCGCACUAAGCAGGACCGGGACGGCACCAAGCGUUUCUCUUGCCCUGCUGGUCUUGGUGUGCGCCCUUCGUUACCGUACUUCCACCAGUCCCAUGCCAAUAUCAGCGAGCUUUCUACAGACUGUAGCAGCUUUGCUGCCCUAAUGAACUGCCGAAGUCGGCAGCCCAUCAUUUGCAACGAUGUGAUUGGCUACAUCUAGCU
Protobothrops mucrosquamatus (brown spotted pit viper) is the source of this 1039-nucleotide messenger RNA. RefSeq names its product inka box actin regulator 1 (gene INKA1). Gene Ontology annotation, molecular function: protein kinase binding; protein serine/threonine kinase inhibitor activity. NCBI's taxonomy places the organism in Eukaryota, Metazoa, Chordata, Lepidosauria, Squamata, Viperidae. The transcript is spliced from 2 exons. The coding region runs from base 117 to 1037 and encodes 306 amino acids. Gene Ontology annotation, cellular component: nucleus. The record is from RefSeq and is a predicted model, not a curated record.